Uncinocarpus reesii 1704 is the source of this 333-nucleotide messenger RNA. RefSeq lists its product as uncharacterized. The record is from RefSeq and is a predicted model, not a curated record. Bases 1 to 333 code for a protein of 110 amino acids. The transcript is spliced from 2 exons. NCBI's taxonomy places the organism in Eukaryota, Fungi, Ascomycota, Eurotiomycetes, Onygenales, Onygenaceae.
AUGGCAGCCAAGGCUCGAAUUGCUACGCUGGAAUGCGGCCCUCGUCCCAAUUGGGUAACGUCACCGACUAGUGGCCGACUCCGCCCCUCCGCCCCGCCCCCGCGUCGAUCGCCAGAACGGCACCUUACCGGUCUAGGCAAGCGGCCCAACUGUCCGAAAUACCGGGUUUCGCGUAUUUAUUGGGAGCCGCUAAGGAAUCGCCGUUUAACUUCGGACACCGAUUGCGAAGCACCGUGUUUGGCAAACGGCGGCUUCCAAUGCAGGAACUGGAAGGCUAAGCUUUUUACUGCGCCCGCGGUUGCCAAGACAGGGAACCAGCUGCAGGUCACAUGA